Molecule: messenger RNA, 2127 nt
Organism: Phytophthora nicotianae INRA-310
Lineage: Eukaryota; Oomycota; Peronosporomycetes; Peronosporales; Peronosporaceae
Exons: 2
Coding region: 1-2127 (708 amino acids)
Source: RefSeq, a predicted model, not a curated record
AUGAGAAACUCAGGAGUCCAAGCGGAGCUCUUUAUCGACGAGCGAGACCUCCGCGGCAGCACGAGGCGCAGCGCGCACCGACAGCAGACGCAAGCGAAGGACAAAACGGCGCUGGAGAUCGCGGCCAACGAAGCGCUCUUCGGUCACACCGGAGGCGCCGCCGACGAACCUUGGGCACUAGGACUGUCAUCUACGAGCAGCAACAGCGGGGGCGGCAGUGGAAGCGGCGGCCCGUUGGGCUCAGCCGACGCCACUUGGUUCGGCACCAACCCUGCACAGGCAACAACCGCAACAGCAACAGAAAACAUUUUCACUCGAAGUGGCAAUUACAACCCCACCCGCAGUGGUAACAGUGUGCGUAAAACAAAAGGGGGCGGCGACUUGUUGCCGCUGCCAAGCGCGGACGCUCCUUCAAUGGGCAACUACGACCGCGACGCGCAAUUGCGCAUGCCAAUGCCGCAUCGAAUAACAGGCCAGCCACAGGUUCCACAGGCAACAGCAACAACUUCCCAUCAUUUGCCUCACAGGAUGAAGAAUGUCCCGUCCUCAAAUACGAGCGGAAGCAGCAACAACUCGUCGAGUACAGUACCCUAUUUCUACCACUUUCUGGACCGAAGCAACACCAACAGCUCCACGAACUCGUUGCUCUUCAACCAAACGAGCAGUUUUACCGACACUGGUACUGUGUCUACAGGGAAAAGACCACGUCCAAGUACCAGUAACAGCACAACUGGCAGCUUUUUAACACCUUUGGGGUUUCCGUCUCCACUUUUCGAGACAGAACACCCGCUACCAGAUUUCAGCUCAAAUUGGGGUUUUAGCAGUCGAAACGUGUCGAAAUCUGGCACUUCGACGGCAAAUGCUCCGAUUUCCAGUAGUGCGACCAUGACAACGACCAGCCACAGCAGCAGCAACGUUACUACCACGUCAAAUUUAUCAGGAAUUGGGUCCGGUUUCUCGUCGCCGAAUGGGACGUCGAUGUUUGCAGGUGUGGACUCAUUUUUGCCAGAGUAUGAUACGUCGUUGUAUUCGCUCUGGAAUGCACCUGGGGGAGGCAGCGUGAUGGGUUACGAGACGGAGAAUGACGCAGCACAGGGACAGCAGCAACAGGUUCAGCCGCCGCUAUACAUGACAGCAGAUGACGAGUUGAAAAUGGAUUAUCCGCAGCUUCCGGAGUUUAACCAGGACUUGGAUUCGUAUCUGAACGACGCCAUGGAGUCCGGUGCAUCACCCACGACACCACUUGGCACGUCGACUGCUAGUAAUAUGAUGAAGAUGGACCAUCUAGUGACGACGGACAGGAGGACAGGUACCAAUUUAACGACGCUGAGUAUCAGGGAACCACAGUUGGAGAGGUUGCUCGCUCCGGCGGCUGCAACUGCUACAGCGGAGUUUCUAGUGAAACGAGAUCGUGGUUUAACUGGGCUGGACACGUCUGCACGUACCUUAAAGAGACCUCGUGGAGCUUACGACGAUGCAUAUGCAGCUGCACCGGUCAGUAGUGGCACAAUAGCUGGAUCUACUCCGAGUAGUAGUGCUACCUCGUUCCGGAGCUUGACAAAGAAUCCAACUAUUGAGCCAAAGCGGGCAGUGAUGCCUUCGCUGGGAUCGUAUCACAGUGGACAGUCACUGGCAAUGCUCACACCCACAAGCGUGGCCACAACUGGUUCCCAGACAUCUACGACACCUACGAGUAUAGUGACGUCGACGACAAAAUCUGCAACUGCCAAGUCAGUGAAGCGUCCGCGCAGCCGGCAGUGCGAGUUUCCAGGCUGUCCCAACAGAGCUCGAUCGCACCAAAAAUGCAAGAAGCACGGUGGCGCGCACCAGUGUGUCUUUGAGGGAUGCACGAAGAACAGUCAGAGCCGUGGACUGUGUAUCGCUCAUGGCGGUGGCUCUCGUUGCAAGAGGGAAGGCUGUGUGCGGGCAGCGCAGUCCAAAGGUCUGUGCAAAUCUCAUGGUGGCGGCGAGUACUGUGCCGUGGAAGGUUGCAACAAAAAGGCACAUCUGAAACACUUGUGUCGUACACACGGUGGGGGCGUUCGCUGUAAGUUUGAAAAAUGUUCCAAGUGGGCUCAACGCAAAGGAUGGUGUAUGGCUCACGCGAAGGAGUUUGCGGCAACGUGA